Molecule: messenger RNA, 3154 nt
Organism: Electrophorus electricus (electric eel)
Lineage: Eukaryota; Metazoa; Chordata; Actinopteri; Gymnotiformes; Gymnotidae
Source: RefSeq, a predicted model, not a curated record
UAAAAGAAGUGACAGUAGUAGAAGUGUCUUGGGUGUGCAGUAACCUCUUUAGAAAUUUCGACUUUAACACCUAACCAGUCUUUACAAGUAACGACACUUUAUGUUUAGCAGGUUAUUUUCAGGAGGGACCACAAUGGCCUCUUGUCUGUCUGCUGUUGCUGAACAGCUUUUGAGAGACAUCCAUAGGGAGUACUCGGAGAAAGGCCAAAUACCAGAUGACCUACUAAUAGCGUUGAGGUUUGUGUUUGGCUCCUGUGUUCUGCAUGCCUUGGAUCUUGUGGACCGACGCGCCGUAACGUGUGUGUCCUCCCCAAGUGGCCGAGUGGCCUUCCAGUGGACACUCAGUGGCCAGUGUGACACGUUUCCGCUAAACGCCCACUGUGCUGAGAGACCAUGGACAAUAAACGCUAACGGAUGGACUAUUAUAAGAAAAGCCAUGACUCAGAAACGGUCUUUCCUCUGUUUCGUCUACCACAAUUCAGGUUCCCGCCUUUUGUUUUUGUUGGCUUGGCCAACACAAUGUACCUCAUUCAACAGAUAUUUUGAGGUUCUUCCAGGAAUCUUUUACUGAUGUUAAGACCUUGAAAAAGAAGAUUGGGUGUUUGGGUUUUGACAAUUUACUCCUUCCUUUAGAUGAUGUUUUAACUGUGUGUGAAAACUGGCUGUUCAAUGUGAGGAACAUGUUCAACUGCCAAGACAAACAGCAAUAAUACGUGGUAUUCUGCUCAUUCCAAUUGUCUUACUUCCUGCCAUACUACCUAGCUGCUAGCUUUAGCAUAUUGCUGAUUCCUAAAACAUGUGGCGUGUGCAGAAAUGUGAACGUUGGAGGUGUAUUUUCUGUUCUUUAGGCAAGUCACAGUUCAUAUUCAGCAACAUGAGAUCAGGUUUGAGAAAGGUUGUUGGAAUUGGAGGGAUGAAUGUCCUGAGGUGUUUUCUCUCCUGCAGUAGAAGAGCUCUGGGGGAAUCUCAGUGUAGUCACAUAGCAUGAGGUUAUCUGUGAUUCAGGGAUCCAAGCUUACACAAACUGCCCACAGCUCAAGCUGAAUGUCUGUCUUUUUGGACUUUAAACACCAUAGAAAUUUCUCUCAGUGCCAACACCAAGUGGUUGUGUUGGAACAAAAUUGGAGUCUGAGGCCUUGAAGCAAAUGUCUGGCUGGUUUUUAAUUUAAGGAGUUCUCCUUGGGCAGUUGGAUACACUUAGUUAAAUAUUAGCCUUAAGCCUUCAAUUAGUCUUUAAUUGAGCAAACCGUAACGUAAAGAGAUGACAUUUAGUUUUGAAGAAGGAGGGUAAGGGUAGAAACGACUUCUUGAUAAUAGGAUUGAACACCUAAUGUGGUUUCACACAAUACAAUAAUCAUUGAAAGAUUCCCCGUGACAGUCACAUUCAUUCAUGGCUGGUAUGAGAGAGAACGAAGUGUCUUUCUGAAACUGUUGCUUUUGUAGCAGUGGGUUUUAAAACAACUUCCAAAUAAAGUGUAUUGUUUAUGAUGUGGAGAAAUUAUUUGCAUACUGUAGGGCAUUAUUGUAACUAAGUGCUCAGUACUCAUGCAGCAGAUGUACUUAUGAAUGUCCCUUUACUGUAUUAUGUGUCAGCAUUGUGAUAAUAGCUAGCAUAUGACAUUUUUUUGCUUUUUUGCACAAAAAUCCAGUUAAUCACCCCCUAAAAAAUCGAGUUAUUGAAAUUGAGAUAAGAACUUUGGAAAUCAAAUAAACCUCUCCAGGUACUACUGAGCAUUCUAUAUAAAACACUGUGAUGUACUGUAGUGUACCUUAAAUCACCGCACCAGUUGAGAGUGUCAAACUGCAGGGAGGAAGGUCCCGUUCUGAUUCAUUUCUGACCCGUACCAGUUCCUUUGGUGAAGACCAUUUUUAAACUCAACACGGUCACUUUCCAUAUAGUUCAUAGAGGAGAUGGUCUGCAUUAUUUUAAAAAUUGACACAUAAUUCUAAUAAUAGCUUAGAUUUUUUGCUUUUGAUAGUGUUUCUUAGGAAUAUUUAAAGGAAGCAAAUGACACAAGGAAUUUUCCUAAAAUCUGAUGUUAAUGAUGACAUUAAAUUUUGCAUUUGAACACUGGUUUGGAUCAGAAUAUAAGCAUACAAUGAUAUGUUAAAAACAAGACAGCUGGAUGGUCCGGAUUUCACCAGACUGCCAUCCCCUGCUAAGACAUUCUUCACUCAAGAGCAGUGUCUGACAUCUUAGACACUUGAAAAUUUCUGAAGGGUUGCGUAGAAUAUAAAUAUGAUCUCCCGUGUCUUACAGCUGAAAGUGUCUUGAUUCUUAGAGGCCUGCUAUUUCGAAGGCUGAUCUGUGCCAUAUUGGUCUAAUUACAGUAGAUACGUAAAGCACAAGUGAAGUACAUUAGUGCAGUGUCCUAGAAUUCAUGGUCGUGUUAAAAUUUGACUAAUCUUUUGUUACAUGGCUAAUGAAUGUCUGUUGGCUUUAUAAUGGCAGCUCUUGUCUGCAUGUCCAGAUUGGAAAAAAUAAAAACUAUUUAAAAUGAGAGAACUUCAUUUAUGAACAGCUGUUUAUCAGCAUACCAACAUUAAUACUGAUUCUAUAACUAUUAAUGUACAUUUCUUUUUUCAUGCAGCAUUCCUCAAUAAAGAAGCGUGUAUAAAGUAUAUUUAAGCAUACUACUUCCCCCCCAGUGUUUUAUAAGAUUCUGUAAAUACAUAAAAAUACAUUAUAAUGCAUGUACAACACAAAACACGGCGUAUCAAGGCAAUGUACUCUAAAUUAUGUCAACAGCUUUAAACAUGAGGUAUUCCAUUAUCAGCAGGUUCAGCAGAACAUCAGUAAAUCUCUUUCCAACUCACUUGUACAACACUGAAUAUCUGUUUUUUUCACAGGUUUCAUUUUUUUAUUUGAAAAAUUAAAUAUUUAAAUGUCAUUUACUAAGGGUCGUUUUAUUAUAAAAACCCGAAUAUAUGAAACACUUGGUUUUAAACAAGUGUACUUAUUUUGUAGAGAGAGCUGUGUAUAUGGUGCCAUGAGUAUGCUGUCCACACUGUGCAAAACAAUGCUCUCCAGUCCUCUACGUGCAUGAUGUUCUUGUUUUGGAGGAGAGUGUUUGUAAUGAUGGCGCUUCUCUUCACGCAGACCCAGUUCUUCUUCCUCAUGUCUCUGGUUGUGAGGGGGAUAGAUUUUCAUUAA